AAUUUAGCCUUGAAAAUCUUGUCAAAACCACAGCAAAAACACCGAGGCAAAACAUCUCCCCACCCCACAUUUUCUCUGCACUCCUGCUUUCAAUGCCAACUAUUUUGCUUAGGAUUUUCAUUCUUUACAACCUGCUCAACUCUUUCCUCCUCUCUUUGGUCCCCAAGAAACUUAGGUUCCUCCUCCCAACUUCUUGGUACCACCCCCACCAAGCCAAUACCAACACUUCUUGGUGCCACCACCACCAAGCCAAUACCAAUACCAAGAAACCCUCUUCUUUGCUGCCAUCUCCAUCUUUUGUUUUGACAAGAAUGGACCAAGCUGAGUUAAAGAGAGUUUUUCAAAUGUUUGAUAGGAAUGGAGAUGGGAAGAUCACCAAGAAGGAGUUGAAUGAUUCUUUAGAGAAUCUCGGAAUCUUUAUCCCUGAUAAAGAGUUGACUCAGAUGAUUGAAACGAUUGAUGUCAAUGGUGAUGGUUGUGUGGAUAUUGAUGAGUUUGGUGAAUUGUAUCAAUCACUCAUGGAUGACAAAGACGAGGAGGAAGAUAUGAGGGAGGCUUUUAAAGUUUUUGAUCAAAAUGGGGAUGGUUUCAUCACCGUUGAUGAGCUGAGGUCUGUUUUGGCAUCACUUGGGCUUAAACAAGGCAGGACUUUAGAGGACUGUAAGAGGAUGAUAAUGAAGGUGGAUGUUGAUGGUGAUGGAAUGGUUGAUUACAAGGAGUUUAAGAAGAUGAUGAAGGGUGGUGGCUUUAGUGCUUUGGGUUAAUCAUAUGCUCAUAUUUCACUAAUCUUUAUUAUGGGUGUAAAUAGUUUGGACAUCAAGAAAGAAAGAGUGGUGAUCAUCAGACAGGAUCAGCUUUACAAAGCGUUUCUGCUGCGAAUCAAUAUCACACGGUUACAGCAGUCGAUCAUUGACACUUGCUGGCAUGAGGCAAAGCAAAGCCAUCAAAGUUGAGCCUGACGGGGGUUGGAACUCUAGAGUAGGCAAUUUGUUUUGGGGUUUUACUAGUUUUUUGAAAUCUUUCUGAUUGGCUUGGUGGGUGGUUUCAUUGUUCUUCUUGGCUAAAUCCUACAUUAUUUAUCGUUGUUUUUAUGUUAUGUGAUUUUUUGUAGCAUGCUGCUAUUUCACUA
Populus trichocarpa (black cottonwood) is the source of this 1129-nucleotide messenger RNA. RefSeq names its product calmodulin-like protein 3. NCBI's taxonomy places the organism in Eukaryota, Viridiplantae, Streptophyta, Magnoliopsida, Malpighiales, Salicaceae. The record is from RefSeq and is a predicted model, not a curated record. Gene Ontology annotation, molecular function: calcium ion binding. The transcript has a single exon. The coding region runs from base 93 to 764 and encodes 223 amino acids.